CAUACUUCUCCACUCCAGAACUACCCGGUUUCUUCACUCUCUUCGGAAGAGACAAUGCUGAAAAGACUGUCUUCCCUUCAAUUAGGAAUCAGGACAAAGUCAAUCAUGGCAUCUUCUACUCUCCCUUUCCCAACCCGUCAGCUCUAUUACGACGGCCAAGUCCGGCCCGCGUCGUCCGGCAAGACCUUCUUCUCCAUUGACCCGUCCAACGCAACCCCGCUGGCCGAGAUCCAAGUCGCCUCGAACUCCGAUGUAGAUACGGCCAUUGCCGCCGCCAACCGUGCCUUUCCCUCCUGGUCCGAGACUUCCCCGGCCGCCCGGGCGCGCAUCCUGCAAAAGGCCGCUAUUUUGCUCCGCGAACGAAACGAUGAAAUCGCCCGCGUGGAAACGUUAGACUCCGGCAAGGCCUAUACGGAGACCAGCACGGUCGAUGUCCUGAGCGGCGCGGAUGUCUUGGAAUACUAUGCGAACCUGGUUGGCGCGGGCGGCCUCAAUGGCGAAACUACCCAGUUGAGAAAGGACGCGUGGGUGUUCACCAAGAAGGCCCCCUUGGGAGUGUGUGCGGGCAUUGGCGCGUGGAACUAUCCCAUCCAGAUUGCCCUCUGGAAAUCCGCCCCCUGUCUCGCCGCCGGAAACACCAUGGUCUACAAACCGAGCGAAUACACCCCGCUGCACGCCCAGACCCUGGCCGAAAUCUACCGUGAAGCCGGACUCCCCGACGGCGUCUUUAACGUCAUCUACGGCGCCGGCGACGUCGGGGCACACCUGACCACGCACCCCACCAUCGCCAAGGUCUCCUUCACCGGCCAGGUAUCCACCGGCAUGAAGGUUGCCGGCGCGGCCGCAGGCAACAUGAAGUACGUGACCAUGGAGCUAGGCGGCAAGAGCCCCCUCCUCGUGCUCCCCGACGCGGACCUCGAAAACGCCGUCAACGGCGCCAUGAUGGCAAACUUCUACAGCACGGGCCAAGUCUGCACGAACGGCACGCGCGUCUUCGUUCCGUCCUCCAUGAAGCACGCCUUCGAGAAGUCCCUCCUCGACAAAAUGCAACACAUCCGCCCCGGUCCCCUCUUCGACGACGCAACCAACAUGGGCCCCCUCAGCUCCGCCGCCCACCUCGACAAAGUAAACGCAUACAUCCGCCACGGCAUCGAGUCCGACAAAGCCACGCUCCUCUACGGCGGUUCCGGCAAGCCCGCCGUCCCCGCAGACCUGCAAAACGGCUUCUGGGUCCGCCCCACCGUCUUCACAGACUGCACGGACGACAUGAAGAUCGUCAAAGAGGAGAUCUUCGGCCCCGUCAUGUCCAUCCUCUACUACGACACCGUCGAGGAAGCCGUGCGCCGCGCGAACACCACCGAGCUCGGCCUCGCCGCCGGCGUUUUCACCCAGGACCUCAACAUGGCCCACCAGGUCAUCGACCAGCUCGAGGCCGGUAUCACCUGGAUCAACACCUGGGGCGACAGCCCGGCUGAGAUGGCCGUCGGGGGGUGGAAGAAGAGCGGUGUGGGCGUUGAGAAUGGCCGCAAGGGCAUCGAGGCUUGGGUGAAGAAUAAGAGCACUUAUGUUGAUAUGAGUGGGGGGAUGGCGACUGUUUUUGCGAAGCUUUAAUCUCUUCCUGUACAGGCGUGUGAGAAAGAGUAAUUGGUUUGAGUAGGGAGGCUCGCUGUUAGCUGAAGGUACCAGAUGUAUAUGUUAGAAAAUGAUACCAUGAAUACAUUAACCUGAAUAGGACAUACAUAG
This is a messenger RNA of Aspergillus campestris IBT 28561, 1743 nucleotides long. RefSeq names its product betaine-aldehyde dehydrogenase. Gene Ontology annotation, molecular function: aldehyde dehydrogenase (NAD+) activity. NCBI's taxonomy places the organism in Eukaryota, Fungi, Ascomycota, Eurotiomycetes, Eurotiales, Aspergillaceae. The record is from RefSeq and is a predicted model, not a curated record. The transcript is spliced from 2 exons. The coding region runs from base 106 to 1611 and encodes 501 amino acids.